AUGGAGGUUCCUACAAAUGCUUCAGUGAUAUUUCUCCUGGAAGGGAUUCCAGAACUGGGUCAUGAUCAGACCAUUAUUGCCUUUCCACUGUGUCUUCUAUACAUAAUUGCGUUCUUUGGUAACUGCACUAUUCUGGUAAUCAUUAAGAAAGAAGAGAGCCUCCACCAGCCCAUGUACAUACUGCUCGCCAUGUUGGCCUUGACUGACUUUGGGGUGUCCUUGACUACAGUCCCAACAGUUCUUGGGAUUUUCUGCUUUAAUUACAAUCAAAUUCCUUUGGACAUGUGCCUCACCCAGAUGUACUUUCUUCAUGCUUUGGCAGCCAUGGAAUCUGGGGUCUUAGUGGCCAUGGCCAUAGACAGAUUGAUUGCUAUAAUGGACCCUCUGAGAUACACAUCCAUCCUAACCCAUUCUAUCAUUGGUAAAAUUGGACUGGUCAUAUUGUUGAGGAGCGUCUGUGUGGUCUUCCCAGUUCCUUUUCUUACCAAGAGGUUUCCCUUUUGUAGGAGCCAUGUCCUAUCUCAUUCUUACUGUCUCCACCAGGAUAUUAUCAGAUUGGCAUGUGCCGAUACAACAGUUAACAGCCUCUAUGGCCUGGUGGCCGUCCUCAUGACCAAGGGCAUUGAUUCCAUGUUCAUAAUUAUCUCCUACAUAAUGAUCCUGAAAGUUGUCCUAAGCAUCAAGGCAAAUGAAGCUCAGAUCAAAGCCUUCAACACGUGUGUUUGCCAUCUCUGUGCCGUGAUGUUGUUUUACAUUCCACUCAUCGGGUUGUCAGUCGUCCACAGGUUUGGAAAGAAUGCCUCCCAUCUUAUCCCCAUAUUGAUGGCUGAUAUUUACCUUCUGGUUCCUCCUGUGAUUAAUCCAAUAAUCUAUAGCGUGAAAACCAAACCCAUCCGCCAGAAAAUUAUCAAGGUCUUCAGGUUUUCCAUGAUGAGGAAAAAGCCUUCUGGCCAUGGUGUCACUUCUAUCAAGUUCUGA
Bufo bufo (common toad) is the source of this 978-nucleotide messenger RNA. RefSeq names its product olfactory receptor 51G2-like. Gene Ontology annotation, biological process: G protein-coupled receptor signaling pathway. The record is from RefSeq and is a predicted model, not a curated record. Gene Ontology annotation, cellular component: membrane. Bases 1 to 978 code for a protein of 325 amino acids. The transcript has a single exon. Lineage: Eukaryota; Metazoa; Chordata; Amphibia; Anura; Bufonidae. Gene Ontology annotation, molecular function: G protein-coupled receptor activity; olfactory receptor activity.